Messenger RNA from Trematomus bernacchii (emerald rockcod), 1990 nucleotides. Its product is annotated as T-complex protein 11 X-linked protein 2-like. The record is from RefSeq and is a predicted model, not a curated record. Gene Ontology annotation, cellular component: acrosomal vesicle; sperm flagellum. Gene Ontology annotation, biological process: regulation of sperm capacitation. Lineage: Eukaryota; Metazoa; Chordata; Actinopteri; Perciformes; Nototheniidae.
AUGCAAGAGAACUCUUUUGAGAAGAACGAGCCUGCCAAAGUGCACUACCUGCUCAGUGGGACUUUUGCUGAAUGGCCAAAUCAAAGAGAGGAUGCAGCGGAGGAUUCCCCCGGCGACCUUCCCUGUCCAGAAAAGCUUGACUCCCCCACAGGGAGCCCGCCCACCGCCUCAUCAUCCAGCCUGACGGAGCUGGAAAAUUGUGUUUCCAACCUGAAUCUCGCGCAUGAGCUAGUGCUGAACAGAGACUUCUGCUUCUAACCCAGCCUUCCUACAGACAGCCUGGAGGCCAGAGUGACGGAUAUGGUACAGCGGGUGUUUUGGCACAUUCUACGGGAGCAGCUGGUCAAUGAUCCUCCAAACUACAGCCAGACUACGCUGCAGUCCGUGCUGCUGCCCCGGCACGUCAGUCUGAUGUCCCAGCUGGAGGAGGUGCUGGACAUGGAGCUGAUCCGGGAGGAAGUGGAUCACGGAGCUCUGCGCAGACUGACGGGUUACAUCAUCAACACCAUGGAGACUGUAUGUGCUCCUGAACGGCGCCCCGAGGUCAGAGCACUGAGGGACCUCCGGGACCGCGAGAGAUCGCAGAUCUUCCUGGGCCUGAUGAAGGUGGACAUGUUGAACCUCAUCAUCGUGCUCCUGAGGCUGAACCUCCUGCAGGAUACAGAGCAGUACGAGAAGGGACAUUUCUAGCAGAUCCUGGACCAGCGGCCUGAUGUUCUGGACGACACCACCGCUUGGCUUCAGGCGGCGGCAUCCGAAGAGGCUCAGUGUGACUGGGCUGACAGCCGCCCCCCCUACUAUCCGUUGCGUUUGGAUCCUUUGAUAUCAAACACGGUGCUGAUGGACCGCCUCGGCCUCGAUGCUCCGGCCCAGCGGCUGCAGCCGUCGGCCCUGGAGGCGUCGGUGCUGACCUUGACCAGCCCAGGGGAAAGAACAUGCGUUAUAAUGUCCUUUAGUUAUCACAUGUCCACAUGUGUUUUUAGGACUGUGUGCUGCUGCAGAGAGACAACCUUCCUUCCUGCUCUCUCCCCCUCCCUCGGUCAAACAGGAGAGAGGGUACAAGGCUUCCUCGGGGCGUUGCUGCAGGGCGGUCCCGGCAAAGCAAGUCCAGAGCGGCCUGCACCCCCCCGGCUGGGGAGCGCAGAGCUCACAGAGCGGGGGGCGGCCUUUGGGCGAAUCGUCCACUUCAACAGAAGCGUCUUCAGUCCCUUCUACGCUCCCAUCCUCAGGAAACUGCUGUUCCCCCCCGGGAGAGGCCAAGACCAGGGGGGCUCACGCCAGACUGAGGGCGACCCAGAACCCCCCCUGGUGAACCUCAGCAUGAGGUGCUGUUUGAAUGUUUUGUUACCGAGUGUUAAUACUGUCAACAAGUGUUCAAAGCAAAGACAUAUACAGUCUGCAGCAGAAAAACAAAAUAUAUAUUAUUAUAUAUAUCAAAAAAAGGUAUAAAUCAAAGCAUGAUCUUAACUAUUAUUGCAUUGAUGCAUCUCAAACACACAUUUGAACGCACAAAACAUUAAGAAAACAGUUGAAUGAAACAUAAUGAGUAACAGUUUUUAACCUGGACAAGAGUAGCAAGUAGUUUCAGUGCGUUACUGAAAAGAGUCAUAACACGACGGUGCUUCAGAAAUGUUUUGGAAAAGGUCAACUAACUGAAAACCAUAUCUGUAGGUUUACUUCAUCCCUCAGGAAAGGCAUCAAGUACCAAAGAUGAUGCUUAGAGUUUGUAAAUAAUACUUUUAAUAUGUAGCUGGGUUCUCUUCUUAUCUUAAUGAAGACAGACUUUUAUGACGGUGAGUACUUUUUCCUGAAUUCAUGUUUUUUGCACCUUUAGUUACUAACCAAAAACUAUACUCAGUGUGUUCCCCUUCAGUAGGUGCUAUAGGUGGAAGGUGGUGUACUAAACAGGCUCCUAUUUGUACAAAUAUGUUCCAUUCUUCGGCAGCCACGAUUCAAUCCACCAAACAAAUGAAAAAUAUAAUUAAUAAAU